AUGAAUCAAUAGUCAAGAUUGGCUGGUGACUUUAUCAAUCAAAGAACUAAUUUGCUGGCUUAAAAACUCAGAGAAACAGGUGAAGAUUCUAGGUAUUCAAAAUUUAAUAGUUUAGAUUGGAAGAAUAUUUGAGAUAAAAACUAAUUGAAUGUAGAUGGAGAGAUGAUCUAAAGGAUUACUGUAAAGAAGUCAUAAGAUAAAAAGGACUUGAGAAAAUAACGAUUGAAGAAUUGACAGACAUGUUAUAUAUUAGAGGUUAAGCCACAAUUCCAAAUAAAGUAAAGGAGGACCUAUUAUCAAGACUUAGAUAAUUCUUUGAUGAGAAUCAAAUAUGAAUUGUUAACUGG
Messenger RNA from Paramecium octaurelia, 347 nucleotides. Lineage: Eukaryota; Ciliophora; Oligohymenophorea; Peniculida; Parameciidae. The record is from the annotation of a GenBank genome assembly.